GAUCUGGCACAGGAGCUGGUGAGCAGCGCUGACCUCACGGCCUGUCUCUGAAGAUGAACGUUUGCGUGCGAUGCUGUCAGACAAGCUUAUGGUGAUGGAGCCCCCUGCCCCUGCGUCUGACGUCACGUUAGGAGAGCUUUUGGGAAACCCGGAAGGGCAGAGCCUGGCAGGUUCCCCCUCUCAGGAAGAGGAAUUCAAGCAGGUGACAGUGACGCAUUGGAAGAUCCAGACGGGGGGUCCGGCCUCAGCGUGUGGGGAGUCAGGGCGGGGCCCUCUGCUGAACCCCGACCUGCUGCUACUCCCACCAGAGCUCGUGGGCGGGGGCGCCCAUCCUUGCGAUGUCUGUGGCGAAAGCUUCACGUUUGGCUCGGACCUUGUUAGGCAUCAGACUUCUCACACUGGGGAGAAGCCUCACACGUGCGAUCAGUGUGGGAAAGGCUUUGGGCAGCGUGCACUCCUGACAGAGCACCAGAGGCUCCACGCCGGGAAGAGACCUUGCGUGUGUCACCUGUGUGGGGACCGCUUCGCUCACUACGCAGACCUCACCGAGCACCAGCGAGCACACGCCGGGGAAAAGCCCUUCAAGUGUGCACAGUGUGGGAAAGCCUUCGGGCACAGCUCGGACCUGAUCCGCCACCAGCGUGUUCACACCAGGGAAAGACCGUUUGAGUGCAAGGAGUGUGGGAAAGGCUUCAGUCAGAGCUCGCUGCUUAUUCGCCAUCAGAGGAUUCACACCGGGGAGAGGCCCUACGAGUGCAACGAAUGCGGGAAGUCCUUCAUCCGCAGCUCCAGCCUCAUCCGGCAUUACCAGAUCCACACGGAGGUGAAGCAGUACGAGUGCAAGGAGUGCGGCAAGGCCUUCCGCCACCGCUCGGACCUCAUCGAGCACCAGCGGAUCCACACUGGGGAGAGGCCCUUUGAGUGCAACGAGUGUGGGAAAGCCUUCAUCCGGAGCUCCAAGCUUAUCCAGCACCAGAGAAUUCAUACGGGGGAAAGGCCUUACGUCUGCAACGAGUGUGGGAAGCGCUUCAGCCAGACGUCGAACUUCACCCAGCACCAGAGGAUUCACACUGGAGAGAAACUCUACGAGUGCAGCGAAUGUGGCAAAGCCUUCUUCCUGAGCUCCUACCUUAUCCGACACCAGAAGAUCCACACUGGAGAGCGGGUGUACGAGUGCAAAGAGUGUGGGAAGGCUUUUCUCCAGAAAGCCCACCUCACCGAGCACCAGAAGAUCCACACCGGGGACAGGCCCUUCGAGUGCAAGGACUGCGGGAAGGCGUUCAUCCAGAGCUCCAAGCUGCUGCUGCACCAGAUCAUCCACACCGGAGAGAAGCCCUACGUGUGCAGCUACUGCGGGAAGGGCUUCAUCCAGAGGUCGAACUUCCUGCAGCACCAGAAGGUCCACACCGAGGAGAAGCUCUACGAAUGCCGUCAGUUUGAGAAGGACUUGAACUCACCGCCAGGCUUCCAGCACAGUCCUGAUGCCCAGCAGGAGGGCCUUCCCGUGAGCACGGCCCCGCUGUGUUUGGGGGAGCGGCCCGUGGGCCAGGAGGACCCCCCAGGUGACCUGUGACACUGUCACUGUCCUGUGCAGUGAGAAUGCUUGCGAGUCCGUGCAGCUGGGGUCCCUGUGGCUUCUGAGAUUUGGAUGUGCAAAGCGUCCCAGAUCCCCGCCGGGCUGCUCUUGGAGUGGGCAUUCAGUGUGCGGCACCUGGGACCCGGGUCCUCCCCUCCUCGGCCCCACACACCCUCAGGAGAGGCAGUGGGGGCAGGGGCGGGAAGGUCUGGAGGGAAGGUUUCUGUGUCUGUUCACCCUCCGUCCCAGAGCUAUGCAUCUUCUUAAAGGAGUGCUGCCUGCAAGACUGCGCCCUGGGAGGUCGGGUCGGAGAAGGAUUCUCUCGUGUGUGGAACAGUGGUUGGGUCCUGUUACCCUUGGACUCAGCUCCAGGCCCCGGACCUGCUCCUGACAUGUUCAGCUGAUUGUCCAUCAGAUUCCCCCGUGCUCCGCGCUGUUCCCUGCGCCCACCUGGGUCCUCCCGCUCACUGCUCAGGUUCGUCUCGGGCGCCACGUGUGGCACUGUGUUCUCAGGCCUGGCCCGGCAGCCGGCUUCUGUGCUAAUGCUUGCUCGCCUCGUCGCUCGCUCGGCGUGCUUUGCUGCCAGAACUGUGUGUGCUGUCUCGUAUCUGCGGUUCCUUGGGGACAGUGAGCACAUUCAAUCGCUUCUGUGUCCCCAGCGUCUAGCACAUGGCAAAGUCCCCCCAAAAACAAGAAACCGCGAACCCGCGUGUCACUGGCGUUUCUCCCUCUUUGUCCUUUCUGUCUGCUGUGCUUCGUGUUGGCCGAUUCUGCCGACUGCUCCUCCCCAGCUCAGAAGCUCGGCGCUUGCUGGGCCUGCUGGCUCUGCGGGUGCUUCCCUUCGCGUGCCCAGACCUGGGGCUGGGCGCAGUGACCUGCGUGGCCUGUGGCGUUCUCACCACCAAGGGGCAUGCAGUCCCACGCCCUGGGUAACGUCUUUCCCAGUGUUUCCAGCCCUGUCCCGGCUCCCGGCUCCGGGUGACAUUCGCUUGAACAUGUGUUGGUGUCUGUAAAGAGAGGUUCCAAGCAGCGGGGAAACUGACCAGUAAGACGCUGUUGAUCUCAGGUCCCUCAGAGUGAAGCAGGGAGCACAGAAAGACCUGGGCCGGGGAGUUAGCUUUUUAAAUCCGAGUAUGUUCCUAGGUGAGGGGUCACCAAGCUGAGGUGGCUUCCUGAGAGGCCAGGGGACCCCUGGAGAAGAGAGAGCCCUCGGAGAGGAGAUCUGCACCAACAGUGGCCUGGCCCCGUGGUCAGAGCAGGCGGGUUAACACAGUGGGGAACCAGCUAGCAAACUGUGAGUCUUUGCCUCUGAAUUUGUGUCUGAAUUUCAGCCAAAACAUCCAGUUUGGAAAUUAUAGAAAUCGAUUUUUUGCCCAGGAGCACGUAUCCUGGUCUUAAUAAAUUCCCACAACUCUAGAAACCUGGAGGGGCAGAUAACUGAGCACACACAGAACACCAUUUCUUGGAAACUGCUGGAGGUACUGCAUGUGGUGAGGGAUCAACAAACAUAUUUCACGUGGUCAGUUUGGAGAAAUUGCCACAGCCUUACAACUGCCACACAGUCAAGGAAAUAGUGCUCUGACAUCAAGGUGGUCCCUCUGCCGUCUCCUGGUCAGUGUCACUUUCGCCGCGUUAACCACUUCCAUCGGUCCUAGCUUUGGUUCUAGCAGCUCCUGACGCGGUCAGGUAGGGCGUCCUCUGUCUCCUGACGCACUUUGUCAUGUGUUUAGAAUCAGCCGGGCUUGGUGACUCAGUAGUUCUCCUUGCUGAGUAGUGUGCAUCUUAUGGAUCAGCUGUCCUUUGUUCGUCCUCCCAUGUGGAAAUUUGGGUUUCUAGUUUGGGCUCUAAGAAUAAAACAGCUGUAAGCAUUGUGUAAGGGGA
Molecule: messenger RNA, 3457 nt
Organism: Oryctolagus cuniculus (rabbit)
Lineage: Eukaryota; Metazoa; Chordata; Mammalia; Lagomorpha; Leporidae
Source: RefSeq, a predicted model, not a curated record